Cetraspora pellucida is the source of this 182-nucleotide messenger RNA. The record is from the annotation of a GenBank genome assembly. Lineage: Eukaryota; Fungi; Glomeromycota; Glomeromycetes; Diversisporales; Gigasporaceae.
AAAAUAAACAACUUGAUGAAAUAAGAAUAGAUAGCCAAAUUGAAGAUGGCAAAGAUAAUGAAGAUAGUAAAGAUAGUAAAGAUAACAAAGGUAGUAAAGAUGAUGAAGACAACAAAGAUGGUAAAGAUAAUGAAGAUGAUGAAGAUGUUAGAGAUAACAAUGAAACAAGAAUAGAUAAUUAG